UCUUUUUAUUGGUUAAAAGCUGUACCUAAAUAUAAAAAAUUUUAGUCAUGAUGUAGGAACCAUAAUUCUGUAAUACUGUCAAAUCGUGUAAAUAGUAAACAAAACCAACAAAAAAUCUUCAACAGGGCUGAUUGGUUUGUUAUUUUGAUACUUCAUUGCCCUUUGAUCAAUUUUGAAAUAAAAUAUAUAAGUACAUACCAAGUAAGAUAAAUAAAUAAUAUAAUACCACGUUUAAAUAUCUACGAAAAUCAAUGUGUAAAAAUUGUCUACGUAGUUAAGUAUUUUAAUUAUAGGUAACUAAUAAGUUUUUUGGGAAAUACAAAAUGAUUUUAAAAAUAUGCAGAAGUUUUAAAUAUCUUGUACUACAAAAGCGCUUCAUUAAGUAUAUUCAAGGUCAGGAGCCAGAGCCAAAGAUAAGGGAAUACUUUUAUUAUGUAGAUCAUCAGGGUAUGCUCUUUUUGGAUGACUCAAAAAUGAAAAAUUUCACAUCAUGUUUCAAGGAGAAGAAAUUUUUAGAAUUUUUCUUUAAAAGAAUAAGAUUGAAUAAUUCUGGAAGAUAUCAAGAUGAAUUCCCUUUUAUAUCAAUGUGUGGAAGAGAACGUAAUUUUAUACGAUGUGAUGAUGUUCCAAUUGUUUAUACCCAUAUGAUUUCACAUCUUGAAAAAGACUUUUUGACUUACGGGUAUGCAGGAGAGAUGAUGAGAAUUGAAUUUGAUCCUGAAAAAAUUUAUAUGUUGCCAACUACAGGAAGAGUUUAUCAUCCUGCAGAUGAUAAGUAUGGAGGAAUUGGGUUGAUUAGAUCUAAGUUAGCAAUUGAGCUUAGUAAGAAUUUUCAAUUCAGUAAUGGUGAUACUGUGCCUAGUCACUUCACAUGGAAAGACAAACAUUAUAAGUUAGAUCAAAAUUGGUUUCAAGAGAAGGUUGAUAAGUUUAAAAUAAAAGUUAAAAGUGACCCUGAUUAGUUGUAUUGAUUCAACAAAUUUUAAUUUAUUGGGAAGUUAACAUACCUAAGCUUAAAAGUUGUAUAGAUUGUUUUAUUGUGCCUUUGUAUAAAAUAAAUAAAAAUUGUAUUUACUUA
This is a messenger RNA of Amyelois transitella, 1078 nucleotides long. RefSeq names its product UPF0598 protein CG30010. The transcript has 2 exons. The record is from RefSeq and is a predicted model, not a curated record. The coding region runs from base 324 to 962 and encodes 212 amino acids. Lineage: Eukaryota; Metazoa; Arthropoda; Insecta; Lepidoptera; Pyralidae.